AUGACAACCAUUGACCGGCGUAUCUUUACUCUCAACUGGGCAGCAGACAUUCAAACCAGUAGUUAUCACCCAAUCUUUCGAGCUUCUUUCCUAUUAUCCCCUACACAACCUUCAGAACGACCUACCAUCGAUGAUUUGGUAUCUCAUGCAGAGAAUACCGCCUCGACAAUAAUAUCUGGAAAUCCGACAGAGACCAAGUUGACGAACAUGUCACCAUGGAAGAAGGACUGGGCAUUGAUGGAAGAUCGUACUCUUUUGGCCAUGUUGCCUGAUGAUCCUGCGACGUACAGGGGAGGUACGGGAGGAGGGUUUUACCAACCUUAUGUAUCACAAAGCUGGACGGGAUUGGUGAGCCUACAAGAGACGGUAGAAGGGACAUACGACAUGAAUCCUGAUCAGACAUUGAAUGAGUCGGGGCAAGUCGUUAGUUUGGAAGAAUGGAUGGCGAGGCAGAAGAAGUAA
Messenger RNA from Tremella mesenterica DSM 1558, 462 nucleotides. RefSeq lists its product as uncharacterized. The transcript has 2 exons. Lineage: Eukaryota; Fungi; Basidiomycota; Tremellomycetes; Tremellales; Tremellaceae. The record is from RefSeq and is a predicted model, not a curated record. Bases 1 to 462 code for a protein of 153 amino acids.